Messenger RNA from Sporothrix brasiliensis 5110, 342 nucleotides. RefSeq names its product FK506-binding protein 1. Gene Ontology annotation, molecular function: peptidyl-prolyl cis-trans isomerase activity. Lineage: Eukaryota; Fungi; Ascomycota; Sordariomycetes; Ophiostomatales; Ophiostomataceae. The record is from RefSeq and is a predicted model, not a curated record. Bases 1 to 342 code for a protein of 113 amino acids. The transcript has 4 exons.
AUGGGUGUCACCAAGACCACGCACCAGGAGGGCACUGGCGCCACCCCCAAGGUUGGCGACCGUGUUACUAUUGAGUACACCGGCUACCUCAAGGACACCUCCAAGCCCGACAACAAGGGCAACAAGUUCGACAGCUCCGUCGGACGUGGUGACUUUGUCACCGCCAUCGGUGUCGGCCAAGUCAUCAAGGGCUGGGAUGAGGGUGUCGUCCAGAUGAAGGUUGGCGAGAAGGCCACCCUGGACAUCACCAGCGACUACGGCUACGGUGCUCGCGGCUUCCCUGGCCACAUCCCGGCCAACUCUGACCUCAUCUUCGACGUCCUCCUGAAGAAGAUCAACUAA